GCAGCUCUGGGCUGGGCCCGGUAGCUCUGCAGGCUCCCGGCCUCCCGCAGGCCCUGCCAGGCUGUCCCUAACUCCCACCCCACACCGGGCCUCUUCUGCUCCUCCCAGCCUGCCCCUGAUCGCUGCCUCUUCGCGGAGAUGGAGACGUGAGCCUGCGGUGACGGUGACGAUGACAGCAGUGUGUGUGAAUGGAGGCAGCCUGGUGAACCCCCCCUACGCCAGGUGGGAUCGGCGGGAUAGCGUGGAGAGCGGCUGUCAGGCGGAGUGCAACCAGGAGGAGGGCGAGGGGCAGGCUCGCCGGCUGACACCCUUCGAGAAGCUGACCCAGGACAUGUCCCAAGAUGAGAAGGUGGUGAGAGAGAUCACGCUGGGGAAGCGGAUCGGCUUCUACAGAAUCCGAGGGGAGAUUGGAAGUGGGAACUUUUCCCAAGUCAAGCUCGGGAUUCACUCCCUGACCAAAGAAAAGGUGGCCAUUAAGAUCCUGGACAAGACCAAGUUAGACCAGAAAACCCAAAGGCUGCUGUCCCGCGAAAUCUCCAGUAUGGAGAAGCUGCACCACCCCAACAUCAUCCGCCUUUACGAAGUCGUGGAGACCCUGUCCAAGCUCCACUUGGUGAUGGAGUACGCAGGGGGCGGCGAGCUGUUUGGGAAAAUCAGCACCGAAGGGAAGCUCUCGGAGCCCGAGAGCAAGCUCAUCUUCUCCCAGAUCGUGUCCGCCGUGAAGCACAUGCACGAAAACCAGAUCAUUCACCGAGACCUGAAGGCGGAAAACGUGUUCUACGCCAGCAGCACGUGCGUGAAGGUGGGCGACCUGGGCUUCAGCACGGUGAGCCGGCGGGGCGAGACGCUGAGCACCUUCUGCGGGUCCCCGCCCUACGCCGCGCCCGAGCUCUUCCGAGACGAGCACUACGUGGGCGCCUACGUGGACAUCUGGGCCCUGGGGGUGCUGCUGUACUUCAUGGUGACGGGCACCAUGCCCUUCCGGGCGGAGACCGUGGCCAAGCUGAAGAAGAGCAUCCUCGGGGGCGCGUACAGCGUGCCCCCCGACGUGUCGGAGCCCUGCCUGCGGCUCAUCCGCGGGGUGCUCCAGCCCACGCCCAGCGAGCGCUACGGGCUCGACUCCAUCCUGCAGCACGAGUGGAUGCAAGGGGUGCCGCACCCCGCCGCCCUGGAGCCUUUCCGGCUGGACCCCGAGCACCUGUCGGCGGGCGGCGCGCUGGGCGCGGAGGAGAGGGAGGUGAGGAGCGCGCUGGCGCGCCUGGGCGUCACGGAGGAGCACCUGCGCAACAACCGCGGCGACGCCCGCAGCCCCGUCACCGGCCUCUACCGCAUCCUGAGAGGCUCCCGCGUCUGCAGGGGCGUGAGGCACACGUCCAAAUUUUGUUCAAUUUUAUAAAUUGCGUCAGACUGUUGUUGGUCACUGACCCGGGUCACCGUUCGUGGCUGCUGUUAAAUUUUUUUCACGGUCAGCUUGGCGGAGGGGGCACUUUUUUGUAAUUUUUAAAUAAAUUUAAAUUUAAG
Miniopterus natalensis is the source of this 1521-nucleotide messenger RNA. NCBI's taxonomy places the organism in Eukaryota, Metazoa, Chordata, Mammalia, Chiroptera, Miniopteridae. The record is from RefSeq and is a predicted model, not a curated record.